AUGGCCAUGGGCGCCGGAGUGCGGGGAGCCGGGGCCAGCCGCGGGGCGGGGCUGCUGCGCUUUUCGGGCGGUCCCUGCGCUGCGCGGCGGGCGGGGAGGUGUGGCCGGGGCGCAGCGAUAAGCCGAGCUGCCCUGCGCUGGAGCCGGGACUCCGCGGGGCCGAGCUCGCUCUCCGGGCCCCAGCCCCGCCGGGGAGACGCGCCCCCGGUGCCCGGGCUCGGCUCGGGGGACAGGAGUUUGCCAGACUCCGCGCCGGCCAUGCAGCACCUGGGCAAGAUCCGCCGCUUCGCGCUGGAGCUGGCCGGCGGCCCGGCGCAGGGGGUGUACCGCGGCGGGGAGCUGCUCGCCGGCCAGGUGGUGCUGGAGCUCACCACGGGGCUGAAGGUGCGAGCGCUGGAGGUCUGCGCCCGGGGCUUGGCCACGGCGCACUGGCUGGAGAGCAGGAGCGUGGGGAUGAACACGGUCUACAGCGACUACAGCGCCUACGAGCCCUACCUCCGGUCGCGCUACCAGCUCAUCCGCGACAAUGGUGAAGUCACAGUUCUGCAGGCAGGAAAACACGAAUUCCCCUUCACGUUUCAGCUCCCAGAGACUCUGGCCACCUCCUUUGAGGGCCGGCACGGGAAUGUGCGCUACUGGGUGAAAGCCAAGCUGCACAGACCCUGGUCCGUUGUCAAGAAAGCGAAGAAAGAAUUCACCGUGAUUGAGCCCAUUGACAUCAACACUCCGGCCUUGCUGGCUCCUCAGGCGGGCGUGAAGGAGAAGCUCGCCCGCGCCUGGUACUGCAACAGGGGCCAGGUCUCUGUAUCAGCCAAGAUCGACCGAAAAGGCUACACGCCAGGUGAGGUCAUCCCCAUCUUUGCUGAAAUUGACAACUGCAGCACCCGUACCGUAGUGCCCAAAGCUGCCAUCAUCCAGACUCAGACGUUCAUUGCCCGGGGUGCCAAGAAGCAGAAGAAGUCUGUGGUGGCCAGCAUAGCUGGCGACUCCAUUGCAGCUGGGAAGAGGGAAGUGUGGCAUGGCCGAGCGCUGAAGAUCCCUCCCGUGGGCCCCUCAAUCCUGCAGUGCCGCAUUAUCCGUGUGGAAUACGCCCUAAAGGUCUGUGUCGAUAUUCCUGGGACCUCCAAGCUGCUCCUGGAAUUGCCGCUUGUGAUUGGGACAAUCCCACUGCAUCCGUUCGGGAGCCGCACAUCCAGUGUCAGCAGCCAGUACAGCGUCAACCUGGACUGGCUCCGAAUGGUGAUCCCAGAGGAGCCGGAGGCUCCCCCUGAAUAUUCAUCUGUUGUGUCCAGUGAAGAGUCGGCGCAGAACCUGUCCCCGCCCUGCCAGGAUGAACUCGGCAAUGGCUUGGAAGGCCCUUUCUUUGCUUACAUCCAAGAGUUCCGCUACCGUCCUCCUCCACUGUACUCCGAGGUGGAUCCAAACCCCACAUCGGACAGCAUCCGGCCACGCUGCAUGACCUGUUGAAGGAAGUGCCACUGAGUGCAGUUACUAGAAUACAAAUCCUGUGGGGAUGAGAAGCUUGCAGACUCGCAGGACUUCAGCCCUGGGUAUCCAGAUCGGCGUCCAAGAGGCUAUUGCGAGGCCGGCGCUCGUGUGGAGCUGAGAACCUGUUCGCUCACUGCCGCUUGAAACCACCUGUUGCGGCUACAUCCCAUGGACUGACUCCUCUUGCCCCAAAGCUGAAACGAGGGUGUUGGACUUGCCAUGUGGGGUCAGAGCAGCUCCUGAGCGCGUGGUGCAAGGGAGGCAGAGGAGGGUGGAGGGUUAAGAAAUCUUCUGCAGGAGUAUGGGGUUCAAACAAGCCCCUUCAUCUUGCAGCUACCAUGGUCUUGCUCCAGCUAACUCCUGCCAAUAGAAAACAGGACAGGGAAGUGCUUCUCAGGAUUACUGGAAAGCAUUUUAAUCUUGCUCUGGGUAAGGGUUUAAACACCAUGGUAAUCUGAGGGCACCCUCCAGCUACUGCAUUCUUAUAAAGUCACCAGGAUUUCAGUCUCUGAAGAAUUAAAUGGGGUUGUUCUCCCCAAACUGAGGCUCGGCCCUUGCUGUCCAGCACCCAUGAGCCUUAAGUUGUGUCCCGGGGUGCCUGCCGCUGGGGCUGUGCAUUGCAUCUGGUCUAACACUCCGGGAAUUAAAUGUGUAAAGACUCUUCCCUUGAGUCAGGGAUUGUAUAGGCGCCAGGGGGCCGAGAGCUGCGAGCUCAGGGAAGAACUCCUGUUCUAUAAACAGCAAGACUUAUGGUGCCGUCUUGGUCACCAGAUCUAGUUUGGUCCCUGCCAGGCAUCAGACAAACGUGCAAAACCCACUGAACCUCCUGCUGAUGCAGAAAGCUGUGCCUUGAUCUUUAAAAGGCUUGUGCCUUAGGGGCUGCUAGAAUUGUCCCAGUAGCAUUUGAUUGCCCUCAAUAUAUGCCUGAGUAAAAGGUGAAUGGGAAAUCGGGAAAGCUGCCAGCCGCAGGGCCACACAGUCGCUGACAUGGUCAGUGUCGGGUAGCCCAGCACUGGAGGGUACAUGCAAUGAGGCCUAUAGACACUAGGCUGAGUAGGGAAGAGCCUUAAAUCCAGUCCUGCUGCAGGUGGACUUGCCUGUGGACUUGCUGCCUUGUUAACACUUCACCCAGCACCUCGUGGGUGGGGAAGAGCCACAGGUCUGCCUGCCAUUAGCAGAGUGAGGCAGAUGCUGCUGAUUGUAAGCACUGAAAGCUGGUAAAUCCUGUUGGGAAGGGAAGAAGAGGUUGUAAUGAAGAUUGCUUGGGUGCAUCUGCCUUUGGCUUCAGGCUGGUCUUACUGCGCACAGUGCAGACUAGACCAGAGAUCUUGGCCAUUGAUUGUUCCAUGGUGAAUGGUGCAUUCCAUGGUGUGAGGCUAAAACUGCCUGCAGUGGCCACCCCCAGCCUGGGGGUUAGAACCACUGACAGCCACGGUAUUCCAGCUCCGAGCCAAAGCAAAUGGUCCCUAACCAGCUUACUUUAGCUAUGCAGUCGGUUUCCUCCACUAGGAACUGGAAAGGCUAUUUUUGUUUUUUUUAUAUAUACACCUGUAACUGGUGGGUUGUUUUGUUUGUUUGUUUUUUAUAUUUUUGUCUUAAUUCUGCUUUUGUACAACUCCAGGUUUUGAAAUAAACUCUUGUUAUACUGAA
Molecule: messenger RNA, 3138 nt
Organism: Emys orbicularis (European pond turtle)
Lineage: Eukaryota; Metazoa; Chordata; Testudines; Emydidae
Gene: ARRDC2
Product: arrestin domain containing 2
Biological process (GO): protein transport
Cellular component (GO): plasma membrane; cytoplasm
Source: RefSeq, a predicted model, not a curated record